Molecule: messenger RNA, 1824 nt
Organism: Peniophora sp. CBMAI 1063
Lineage: Eukaryota; Fungi; Basidiomycota; Agaricomycetes; Russulales; Peniophoraceae
Source: the annotation of a GenBank genome assembly
AUGGGCUCUCGCGCAGACGGAUACGACUUUGCCGACACGGCCCCCGUCUCGCUCACGAUGCAUCCCGACAUGCCAAACUACGCUCCGGGCGAGCAACCCGGCCACCUCCAGCGCAACAAGACUGAGCGCCGCCGGCUCCAGGGUCUCCAGCGCUCGGCAACGGCCAUCACCCAGCGCACAUUCGCGUACCAGCCCACCGGCUGGAUGGACAGGUGGAACAAGUGGCUCAUCAACGAGGGCGGCCGUCGUCUCUUCUUCUUCACCUGGGUCUUCCUGCACUUGCUCGUCUACGCGUUCGGCGAGGUGCACUACACCCUCAAGGACAACCUCGUGGGCGCCAACGCCACGUUCGGUCGUACUUUCGCCAUCGCUCGCUCUGCCGCGCUUGUCCUGCACGUGGAUGUGAUCUUCAUCCUGCUCCCCGUCUGCCGCAACUUCAUCUCUAUGGUCCGCCGCACGCCGCUCAACCACUUCAUCCCCUUCGACAAGAACAUCACCUUCCACAAGGCGACCGCAUGGUCCAUCGUCGCCGGCUCCGUUGUUCACAUCGUAGCGCACAUGGUCAACUUCACCGAGCUGGCCUUUGCCGACCCCGACGCGAACACGCCCGGAAAGCGCUUCGUUGCGUUCCUCGAGGCCAACUUCGCCACUGGUCCCGGUAUCACUGGUUGGAUCAUGACCGUCGCACUCGGUGUGAUGGUCUGGUACGCCAUGGAGAAGCGCCGCCGUGCCAACUUCGAGAAGUUCUGGUACACCCACCACCUCUUCAUCGUCUUCUUCAUCAACUGGCAGCUCCACGGCAUGUUCUGCAUGAUCCAGCCCGACCGCCCGCCGUACUGCUCGUUCAACACCAUCGGUGUCUUCUGGCGCUACUGGCUUGUUGGCGGUGUCAUCUGGAUCUCAGAGCGUGUUCUUCGCGAGAUCCGCUCGCGCCACCGCACCUACAUCUCUAAGGUUAUCCAGCACCCGUCGAACGUCGUCGAGAUCCAGAUCAAGAAGGAGAAGACCAAGACGCGCGCCGGACAGUACAUCUUCAUCAACGUCCCUCAAGUCUCGUACUUCCAAUGGCAUCCCUUCACGCUCACCUCCGCACCCGAGGAGGACUACAUCUCCGUCCACAUCCGUGUUGCUGGUGACUUUACCAGCGCGCUUGCUGAGGCGCUCGGCUGCGAUUUCCCCAAGAAGGGUGAGAAGAAGGGAGGCGCGGGUCCCGGCGGAAAGGUCAUCGGCACGAACGCGAACCCGCCGCUUAACCGCGUGCUUCCCCGUGUCAUGGUCGACGGUCCGUUCGGUUCGGCAUCGGAGGACUUCUUGAACUACGAGACCGUGCUGCUCGUCGGCGCUGGUAUCGGUGUCACUCCCUUCGCCUCGAUCUUGAAGUCGAUCUGGUACCGCAUGAACAACUUCAACUCGACCAAGCCGACGCGCCUCUCCAAGGUCUACUUCACCUGGGUCAUCCGCGACUUCGGCUCGGCCGAAUGGUUCCACUCGCUCCUGCACGCCAUCGAGGAGCAGGACACGCAGAACCGCAUCGAGAUCAACAUCUACCUGACGCAGAAGCUCAAGGAGGACGAGAUGAACAACAUCAUUGUGCAGGACGUCGGCGCGGAGAAGGACUCGAUUACGAACUUGAGGGCGCCGACGCACUUCGGUCGGCCGAACUGGGACAGGGUGUUCUCGAGCAUUGCGGAGAAGCAUCCGGAGACGGACGUCGGUGUGUUCUUCUGUGGUCCGUCGGUGCUUUCGAAGCAGUUGCACACGAUGAGCAACAAGUACUCGACGCCCAAGGGCACCCGUUUCUUCUUCGGCAAGGAGAACUUCUAG